CUGACUGUGGUGUUUCAUUCUCUCAGGUCAAUUGCUGCUAUUGUCUGUUGUGCUCUGGUGCUUUCAUUUAAGAGGAUUCUACCAUUGCUCUGAUCCAGGUCAUCUUAGCUAUUCUGGAAGGCAACUGGAACCUUAUUCCUCCCUCAUUUGGCUUGUUGUGAAGUCAAGUAUGUCUGGUGACCGGACUUUCGUUGAUGGGGACGUUUCUUCUGGGUCUGGCGAGGAAGCAAACAUGUUAGAUGGCCAUAAUAAACACCAUACUGUUCCCCAUUCAGGGAGGCACAAGAGAAGCCGUAAGGCAACAGGGGAUGCUAUUGUGGAUGCUAUGCUGGAGAUCGCUGCAGCCUCAAAGAUGAGAGCUGCUGCAAUCAUGAGAACUGAGGAACGAUUCACCAUAAGCAAGUGUAUAAGAAUAUUGGACGAGAUGCAAGGUGUUGAUCAAAAUGUAUACUUUUUUGCUUUGGAUUUAUUCGAAAAUCCUUCAGCAAGAGAAACUUUCAUAUCGCUUAAAAGCGAGAGGCGGUUAGCAUGGAUGCAGGGGAAAUUUAGAGCAUCUACAAGUUCAUCAGCCUGACUAUGAUGUGAACUAGUGUCAGCUGAUUUAGUACUGCAUUAUAGAUGGUCAUGUUUAGAUAUCUACUCUUACAGUAGCCUAGUUGGUUUAAUGUGGAUCUGCUGUACAUUUACAAGGUUAGCAUUUCUGAACAUGAUUUAGUUUUAUGAUUCA
Salvia hispanica is the source of this 727-nucleotide messenger RNA. RefSeq lists its product as uncharacterized. Lineage: Eukaryota; Viridiplantae; Streptophyta; Magnoliopsida; Lamiales; Lamiaceae. The record is from RefSeq and is a predicted model, not a curated record.